AUGGGUAUCCCUCAGAAAGCCAUUGACUCUGUAAAUGCAAACAAAAUCGGUCUGAAGGGACCGUUGAUGACUCCAGUCGGUAAAGGCUACCGUUCUCUCAACUUGGCACUGCGUAAGGAGUUCGACUUAUAUGCCAACGUCAGGCCCUGCAAAAGCAUGGAGGGCAUCAAAACCUUAUACGACAAUGUAGACGUAGUAACAAUCAGAGAGAACACGGAGGGAGAGUACUCGGGCAUUGAGCACGAGAUCGUGGACGGAGUGGUACAGUCCAUCAAGCUGAUCACCGAGGAGGCGUCCAUGAGGGUCGCGGAGUUCGCCUUCGUAUUCGCCAAGGAGAACAAGAGGAAGAAGGUCACAGCUGUACAUAAAGCUAAUAUUAUGCGUAUGUCAGACGGUCUGUUCCUGCGAUGCUGCCGCGACGUGGCAACCAAGUACCCCGACAUCAAGUUCGAGGAGCGCUACCUCGACACCGUCUGCCUCAACAUGGUGCAAGAUCCCGCCAAGUUCGACGUGUUGGUGAUGCCCAACUUAUACGGUGACAUCAUGUCGGACUUGUGUUCUGGUCUGGUCGGAGGUCUCGGUCUCACGCCCUCGGGCAACAUUGGCAAGAAUGGAGCGCUAUUCGAAUCCGUCCACGGCACAGCUCCCGACAUCGCGGGCAAGGACAUGGCGAACCCCACCGCCCUCCUACUGUCCGCCAUCAUGAUGCUCAGACACCUGAAAUUGCACGAGGACGCCGAGCGCAUACAGAACGCCUGCUACCAAGUACUCAAGGAGGGCAAAGCCCUAACAGGAGACCUCGGAGGCACCGCCAAGUGCAGCGAGUUCACCAACGCCAUCAUCUCCAAACUUUAA
Molecule: messenger RNA, 855 nt
Organism: Spodoptera littoralis (African cotton leafworm)
Lineage: Eukaryota; Metazoa; Arthropoda; Insecta; Lepidoptera; Noctuidae
Source: the annotation of a GenBank genome assembly